This is a messenger RNA of Protopterus annectens (West African lungfish), 1203 nucleotides long. RefSeq names its product transmembrane protein 216 (gene TMEM216). Gene Ontology annotation, cellular component: ciliary transition zone. The record is from RefSeq and is a predicted model, not a curated record. Gene Ontology annotation, biological process: non-motile cilium assembly. NCBI's taxonomy places the organism in Eukaryota, Metazoa, Chordata, Ceratodontiformes, Protopteridae. The transcript is spliced from 6 exons. Bases 610 to 1047 code for a protein of 145 amino acids.
CGCUUGCCUGGUAAAAUCAGAAACACGUUAUCGGGCUUUUUUUUUGCAAUGGAACUGCUCGCCGGUCAGCAUAACAACUCUUGACUCCAAAACCAUAACCCUGAAAUUUAACUAACUACGAGGCAGUGUUAAGAUAAUGUAACUCACAGUUCAAUAUUUGGUCGUUGUGUAUUUUAUAGAGCAACUUCCUAUCCGGUAGGACUAGAGUAACCUUGGCUUUUAAUGUUAGUCUGUUACAAUUUGUCCCUAGUUUGGGACCAUUGUCCUUCGUUAUUUUUGACGUUUAUUUGGGGGGGCAAUUGUAUAUACAUAGAGAGAGGCGGAUUAUGUAAAUAAUAUUGCACCAUUUCACCUUAAAAUUCACUACACCGUAAAAAACUGCUAGUGCCUGUACCUCUAUAAACAAAUAUUAGUUCAUUGUAAACAAACAAAGCAAGUUAAUAGUUUCUCCUUUACUACCAGUCACAACUUCAAAUGUAAGUUAAUUAAAUGCCAUUAAGCGACCUAUUAAUAAAAUAUGUACGCAGUCCGUGUUGUCGCAUAAAAUGACGUAUAUGGCAUCGUAAAAAUGCAUCAGCAGUAUGAUGAGUACUGUUUCUAUGGUAAUCAAUGAUGGCGACUUCAGGGAAGCAUACAUCAGCUUUCUCUUCCACUCCAUUGGAGGUGCUGCUUUUUCUUAAUGGAUGGUAUUAUGCUGCUUACUUUUUGGUGGAGAUUCUUACGUUUGUCUAUAAAGGUCUGGUGCUGCCAUACCCAGCUGCUAACCUGAUUUUGGAUAUUGUAAUGCUUUUCCUCUACCUUGGUGUUGAAGUUAUAAGAAUCUUCUUUGGCUCAAAAGGGAAUCUCACACAACGGAAAUUACCUCUUUGUAUUGGUCUGGCCUUAACAUUCCCAUCUGCUGCUAUGGCUGUGUACUACUUGCUCCUUCAAACUUAUAUAGUACGGAUUGAAGUUAUUAUCAAUGCCAUCUUGCUGGUGCUGUAUGCUUUUGAAGUUAUCCUUGGUGUUGUAGCGCUGGCCGAAUUCAUACGAGCAAAUAUAUAUUGAAUGAACAGAGCACCAUAUAACUGUGUUUGCUAAGGAACAGUCCACGUGCUAAUCAGUGGUACUCUACUCAUGCAUGCUUUUAUACAUUGUGUAGAAAAUCUUGUUUAUUGUUAAACCUAGAAAUAUUGAAUAUGUAUACCAGUAUUCUGCCAAUAA